AUGACUCCACCAGCUUCCAAGAAAACACUGUUCGUUGCAACAAUAUCUGCUCUUGGCUUGAUCUGCUGUUUUGUUACAUUCUACAUGUAUUAUGAGUCUCCAUCUUCUGUCUGCCCAUAUGCAUCUCCAUCAGCUGAAGACAAAGAUUAUCAAGAUGUGGAUCCAAAUGAAAAGCCCAUAGUCCUGUUGUGGUUCUGGCCUGAUGGUGCGAGCUUUGAUUUCAAAGAUUGCUCUAAAUACUUCAACAUUGACAGCUGUGUUCUGACCGAUGACAGAUCCCUCUACAGCAAAUCAAAGGGAGUCCUUUUCUUCCACAGAAAGAUUGAAGGGAAUUUGGGAAAUAUGCCACAGGAGCCACGUCCAAGUUUUCAAAAGUGGAUUUGGUACCAUCUGGAAUCCCCAACGAACACGUGGAAGAUACCAGGUCUGGAAAACCUGUUCAACCUCACACUUUCCUACAGAAGAGAUGCUGACAUCACAGUGAGGUUUGAUCUCACUAUCAGAGAAACAGACAUGACAGAUAACUUCACUCUGCCCAAGAAAGACAAACUGGUGUGUUGGAUUGUUAGCAACAACGACCCAAACACUGGAACAGGUACAAGAGAACAAUAUUAUCGUGAACUGUCCAAGCACAUUAAGAUCGACCUCUUUGGUGCAGCUUUCGGAGGGCGUCUGAGCCUUGAAGAGUACUACCCAACUGUGGCUAGCUGUAAGUUUUACCUCUCAUUUGAGAACUCGCUCCACCGAGACUACUUCACUGAGAAGGUUAAUGGACCGCUUGUGUCAGGGACGGUUCCUGUAGUUUUGGGUCCCCCCAGAGAAAACUAUGAGCAGUUAGUUCCUUCUGACGCCCUCAUUCACAUAAAUGAUUUCCCUGAUGCAAAGUCACUGGCUGAGUAUCUGCUCUUCUUGGACAAGAACGAUGCAGAGUACAUGCGUUACUUUGAGUGGAGGAAGUUCUACUCAGUCACUCCUCAUCUGCUGGGAUUGGCAAAUGAAUUCACUCAGCCCAUCUGUCUCGCCUGUGACUACAUGUCAAGAGACGAAGGCUACAGUGUUGUUCAUGACCUUUAUGGGUGGUACUUUUCAUGAGAACUAUUCUAACACCAAAAUGAAAAAAUACUUGUUCUUUAACUGGAAUAUGAAGACAUAUUUGCCAAGCCUCUGUUGAGUUUCAUGAACAGACCAUUAUUUUCCCCCGAAACUACCAUUCUUUGGAUCAGUCGUGUUAUUUAAAAAAGACCUUUGUUUGGGUGACAUUUAUUGCAGAAUUACUUAUACAUUACUAUCAUCCAGCAUUCAAUGGACUGAGAGAUUUCUUAAUGUUAUAUAAUGAAAAUGCUGAAAUGUGACUGUACUUUUACCAUGCUCAUGUAAUGUCCACAUGAGGAUUUAUGUUUGAUUCUGACAAUGACAAUAUCUUUUAUGGAUAUUAAAAGGGCGA
Molecule: messenger RNA, 1444 nt
Organism: Acanthopagrus latus (yellowfin seabream)
Lineage: Eukaryota; Metazoa; Chordata; Actinopteri; Spariformes; Sparidae
Product: 4-galactosyl-N-acetylglucosaminide 3-alpha-L-fucosyltransferase 9-like
Exons: 1
Coding region: 1-1092 (363 amino acids)
Cellular component (GO): membrane
Molecular function (GO): alpha-(1->3)-fucosyltransferase activity
Source: RefSeq, a predicted model, not a curated record